This is a messenger RNA of Sesamum indicum (sesame), 1476 nucleotides long. The record is from RefSeq and is a predicted model, not a curated record. Lineage: Eukaryota; Viridiplantae; Streptophyta; Magnoliopsida; Lamiales; Pedaliaceae.
AUGGUCGAGGAGCAAACCUCCAAAUGGAUGCUACACGUAGAUGGAGCGUCGAACGCCAACAGUGGAGGAGCCGGAGUAUGGAUACAGGGACCAAAGGGAGUCGAGAUCGAAGCAGCCAUUCGCCUGGCCUUCCCCAUGACCAACAAUGAAGCCGAGUACGAGGCGCUCAUACUGGGACUAGAGCUCGCCUUCCAGGCGGGCGCCCAAGAUUUGGAGGUGUUCACGGACUCUCAGUUAAUUGCUCUGCAGAUCGAAGGGACAUAUGAGACGAGGGAGAAAACCAUGACAUCUUACAAGGAAAUCGCUCAGCAGUGGAUGAAAAAAUUUGACAGAUGUUCGGUUUUGCAGGUCCCAAGAGCAGAAAAUGACAAGGCAGACGCCUUAUCCAAGUUCGGGGCCGCCAUGGAUGGAAUUGGAGAUCGCAAGAUCACGGCUCUGGUUCGAGCACGACCAAGUAUCGCAGGCGGAAGGGAGGUUCAGACGGUCGCAGAACCUGAAUCAUGGAAGGACGAAAUUGCCAAAUAUCUUAAAGACGGCACCCUGCCUCUUGACCCCGUUGCCGCUAAGAGAGUCAAAUUCAGAGCCACCCGAUUCACUAUGUUGUCAGGACAGCUCUAUAAACGAACAGUGGAUGGACCUCUCCUGAAGUGCUUAGAUGAGGAAAGAGCUCUAUAUGUUAUGCGAGAGAUUCAUGAAGGGAGCUGUGGUAACCACUCUGGAGCAAGGUCGUUGGCACAGAAAAUAAUACGUCAGGGAUUCUAUUGGCCCACGAUGGCAAAGGACGCCAAAGAGCUAGUGAAGAAGUUUGGUCUGCCUCGCAUACUAAUUUCUGACAAUGGGACGCAAUUUCAGGGGAAGAAGAUCACGGGAUGGUGCAAGGAGCUCAAGAUCGCACAGCACUUCACGGCAGUUGCGAACCCGCAAGCCAAUGGUCAAACGGAGGUGACCAACCGAACAAUCCUCCAUCAUUUGAAAACACGGAUAGACAGUAAAGGAUCAUGGGCUGAUGAACUACCAGGGGUCCUAUGGGCUUACAGGACAACACCUCGAACCGCAACAGGAGAGACGCCGUUCUGCUUAGUAUAUGGAACGGAGGCUAUCAUUCCAGCAGAGAUCGGGGAAGAGUCUCAGAGAGUAGCAAUGUAUGACCCCGAGGCUAACCAACAGGAACGAAGCUUUGAUCUCACCAUGAUCGAAGAAAGGAGAGAUGGGGCGUACGCAAGGAUUCUGCACCACAAAGGAUUGAUGAUGAGAAGCCAGGGUCGAAGGGUUCGACCGAGACAACUCCAGGUAGGGGACCUCGUGCUUAAAAAAGUCGAAGUUUCAAAACAUGUAGGUAAACUAGAACCCCCGUGGGAGGGGCCGUUCAAGGUGGUGGAAAUCAAAAAGAAAGGGACGUAUAGGUUGCAAGACAUGCAGGGGCGGAGUCUACCACGACCGUGGAACAUCCAGAACUUAAAAAGGUUCUACGCGUAG